AUGCAGGCUCCAGCCGUCUUCACGGGUGUGGACGUUUACCAGCGGAGUUUCAACCCUCAGGAGUAUUUGAAAGAGUUUUACACCUUGAGUGACAGCGAGGGACGGCCAAACGCGUUUCUGAUCCAAAACCUGAGGAGCCUGUUCACGAUGUUCUCCCUGGACGGGCUGAGGGGUGACACCCUGAUCGAUGUUGGCUGUGGCCCCACCAUCUACCAGCUUCUGUCUGCCUGCGAGCGCUUUCAGGAGAUCAUCGCCCUGGACUACACGGACCAGAACCGCCGGGAGCUGGAGAAGUGGCUGAAAAACGAAGCGGGAGCCUUCGACUGGAGGCCGGUGGUGAAAUACGUCUGUGAGCUGGAAGGGGACAGUGAGAAGUGGGCUGAGAAAGAGGAGAAACUGAGGCAGCGGGUGAAGCAGGUUCUGAAGUGCGACGUGACCAAAGCCAACCCCGCGGCCCCCGUGUCCCUGCUGCCCGCCGACUGCGUCGUCUCUGCCUUCUGCUUGGAGGCUGCCUGCAAGGACCUGGCCGCCUUCCGCAGCGCCCUGCGAAACAUCGGUGCCUUCGUGAAGCCGGGGGGGCAUCUGGUGAUGCUGAUCACCCUCCAGGGUACCUUCUACGCCUUCAACAAGCAGGUGUUCUCGUGCCUCUACCUGGAGAGAAAUGCAGUGGUGGAAGCCGUGGAGGGCGCCGGCUUCGAUGUGAAGUUCCGCGAGGUCCAGCCGUGGCCACCCAGUGAUGUCCGCACAGACUGCAAGGACGUGUUGAGCUUCGUGGCACGCAAGCGCGCCUCCGUCACCGCAUAG
Pterocles gutturalis (yellow-throated sandgrouse) is the source of this 804-nucleotide messenger RNA. It is a transcript of the gene NNMT, whose product is annotated as nicotinamide N-methyltransferase. Bases 1 to 804 code for a protein of 267 amino acids. Gene Ontology annotation, cellular component: cytosol. The transcript is spliced from 3 exons. The record is from RefSeq and is a predicted model, not a curated record. Gene Ontology annotation, molecular function: N-methyltransferase activity. NCBI's taxonomy places the organism in Eukaryota, Metazoa, Chordata, Aves, Pterocliformes, Pteroclidae.